AUGCUGUGCCAGCUGAGGGGAGUGGCCGCCGAGACUGUGAUUCCUCUGCGCCUCGCUGGCGGUGCUUUCCACGUAUGGUCCCAGCUGCCGGCGGCCAGUCGCUGCUCGCUGACGGCCGUGAGAGACGCCCUCCAGGCGGCGUUUGCUCUCGAUGAGUACGCCGCCUAUGAAGCGUUCGCCGCUCGGCGACUGAUGCCAGGAGAGUCGGCGGACGUAUUCCUCGCAGACCUCCGCCGGCUGGCGGCGCUGUUCGGAGGAGUGCCGGAGCGAGCGCUGGCAUGCGCAUUCGUGGCAGGCCUGCCGGACAGCGUCCGGCAGAUGAUCCGUGCUGGCUGCCGGGCAGAUGGACUGGACCUGUCGUCGGUGCUGGCGCGCGCUCGCGCUGUACUGACCGACGAGCGGCUCUCCACAGCAGCAGCAGCGGCGCGUCGGACUGUGCCGCCGCCGGCUAGCCACCCACCUGCGGCGCCUGGUCCCGGCCAGCCGCCGUGGAGACGACGGGUGGUGCGCGUCACCACGAUCAGCGGCGACGACCUGAAAUGCAGCGGCAUUGGCAGUGUAACGGUGGAGGCGCCGACGGGCCAUCGUGCCGCGCUUGAAACGCUGGUGGUGGAGGAGCGGCCGCUCGGCGUGGAUAUGGUGCUCGGGGUCAGCGGUAUCUCGGCUCUCGGGGGCGUGACGGUGCUGUCCCCCUCUGUGGUGCGGUUCUGUGGAGCAGUGUGCCGUGCGCCGCCAGACAUUGAGACGCCGGACUUCCGGGUGCAGUUCAACGCGGCUGACCGGAAGUGGUCGGUUGCAUGGAAAUGGUCUGAUGGAAUAGGACCCCAGUGCCUCACGAACGCUGUGCCGCAGUAUGCUGUGCCGCCCGCCGCUCGUCACGAGUUCGAGACAGAACUUGACGACUGGAUAGAGCGGGAGUGGCUCGUGCCGUAUGACGAGCGGCGGCAGGGGCCGCCGAAAGGGUUGGUGCCGCUAAUGGCUGUGGAGCAGCGCAAUCGGGGGAAAGUUCGACCGGUGCUGGACUACCGGGAACUGAAUGACUUUGUGCAGGCUCACACAGCUGACAGCGACGUGUGCGCGGAACAGCUCCGCAAGUGGCGCCGGCACGGCGCAAAUGUGGCGGUCGUGGACCUGAAGCGUGCCUACCUCCAGCUGCACCUGGAGGAGCGACUCUGGCCGUUUCAGACGGUGAUGGUGCGGGGGCAGCGAUUCUGCUUGACCCGCCUAGGUUUUGGUUUGAAUAUCGCGCCCCUCGUGAUGAAGGCUGUCGUGCGUGCUGUGCUCGAUCAGGACCCCGACAUCGGGCGUGCCGUCCUCCCAUAUGUGGACGAUCUCCUUGUAAAUGAGGACAUUGUCAGUGCCGAGCGCGUGGUGGCGCAUUUCGCGCAGUUUGGGCUGGACUGUAAGCCGCCGGAGCGGGCGGCCAGUGGAGCGCGGCUCCUGGGCCUGCGGGUGCACGAGGAGAACGGACAGCUGCGGUGGAAGCGGGACAAUGCCAUGGACUGUAUCGCGAGUCGCCUCGCCAGUGACGACCCGGCCCGUGGCGUGUGGUGUGUCGACGGGGACGAGGUGGUCGCCUGGACAGACGCCAGCUCGCUGGCCACCGGAGUGGUCCUGGAAAACACAGACGGGACGGCCGCGGACGGUGGUGCCGGGGCGCGGGAGCUCCCUGCGGUGGAGACGGGCCCAUACACGGUCGGAGACGCGGUGUGGGUGCGCCGACGGGGGACGCGCUGCACGGAGCCGUCCCGCCGGGGUACCGUCACGGCGGUGGUCUCUCCGCAGGUUGUCGAUGUGGACGUCGCCGCCGCAGCCCGCGUCCGUGAGCACCGUGCCGCGCGCCGCGCCGGCCGCCGCCUCUCCCCUCAGCUGCCCCGAGAAUACGGACCGGACAUGGCUCUCACAGCGUCGUCAGUGGUGCUGGCGCUGGUGCUGGUGCUGGUGGCUGGGUCUGAGAGCAGGACCCCCCUCCGCAGCCGACGAGUCGCGCCCCAUGCCGACAGGCCGGCGGGGCGGAGCUCGGACGGGGCGGAGCCACCGCCGUUGUUCCGCUACUACGUGCUGGACCGGCGCGGGGCCGUGGAGCGGACCUUCCUCUCGCCGCAGCCGCUGUCGGGCCCGCCGCCGGCAGCCGGGCCUCUGCCCCAGAUGGACAGCGUGGUGGCCACCAUCGGCACUAUCGUCAACGCAGAGGUGGCCUCGAUGGGCGGCCGGGACCAGAGCACCGUGGCGCCGCGGGUCGUUAGCUACCAAGCGGAGGAAGUGGAAAAGGUGGAGCCACAGUCGCCGCCAGACAGUGAAGAGGCGCCACAGUUGCCGACAGGCGGUGAGACGGAAUAUAUCCCCCAGAUCGACAGUGCGGUAACCGACAGAGAGUCGAUGUUCAACUCUGAACAGGAGUUAGUUGACGUGGAAGAUUAUAGUGAAAAUGAUCAGCAGGGGAGCAGUGACGCGGGCGAUGAAAGCUAUGCUGAGCCUGAAUCGAUCGAAACACCGUCAGUGCUGCCCUCUACCGCACAACAGACACACCACACUCGGCCGAGUGUGCCUUACAUCUCCCCGUCGGUGAUGUCGUCAGUUCUGACUCCGGAGGAGAUCGAGCUGCUCUCUCAGCUGAAUGUGGCGCUGCUCUCAGACCCCGAGGUUGCCAUGACGACCGAGGUGCCGCUGGGUGAAGUCGCCUACAUGCAAACGGAACGGACCACACCGUCCAAAGUUCACUACUUCGUACCUGCGUCGCCGACCCCUCAUGGCGAACAGAGCGACUCGCAGUUCGGCCCAGUACCGACAGAGGCGCUAGAGGGUCGCGUGAGCAGCCAAGGAGAGCCUAUCUCGGCGAUUGACGAGGAUCCGACCCCGCCGCGGCGCCGGCCGGCCCACAGAGCGCCGGUGCGGUCCCCGACGAUGGACGGUAUCACGGGCGGCGGCCUGCGUCCGUACACAGCCGAGGAGCUGGCCGCCCUGGAGGCCGCCUACCUGGAGGAGGAGGAGGCGGAGGAGCCGCUGCCGCUGCACCCGGUGGUGGACAGCGUGUUCUCGCCGUACCUCUCCCACUCGAUCGCCUCCCGGUUCAUCCCGGACGCCAUCGGAGCCGGCCACGGCCACGGAAUGGCUCACAGUGCGGGUUCCGGAGCGAAUGGGGGACAGGGACAGGGAGAGAGGGUUCCUCCCGGCCACGAGACCCGGCCCCUGAUCGUGAACAGAGAGACCAUCAGUGCCGAUCAGAUCAAGGCCAUGGAGAACUUGGUGGAACUUCUGUCAACUCCCGUCAAGUCGCAGGAGACGACCUCAACCAUCGACACAGCUCCAGUGACAGUUCAGCAGAGCGCUUCUGAGACCGUCGACGCCAGCGGAGCCGUUCCUUCCGACAUACAGUCCAGCGAGCAGACGAGUCUGGAGGAGGACGACCUGCUCAUGGUGCUUGGUGAGGCAACCAGCAAAGGAGGGAGUGUCGGGUCCAAAACGGCACCCGCAGCGACACCCUCAGCGAAACCGACAGCACCUGCAGCGUCUCCUGCGUCGGGCGGCGCUGCGGACACUGAGCUGGAGGACGGCAGCGGGUCCGGCGCCGAGUCGCCCGCCGUGCGACCCACCUUCACCCUGUCCAGUCUGUUCCGACCCGGGGCGCUGGGAGCCGGGGGAUUCCUCUCCUUCUCCGGCGAGGUCGGCUCGUCGGAGGACGGCUCCGGAGAGGCUCCUGACGAGGACGAGGGGGUCUCAGAGCUUCCUCACAUUCUGCUGGAUACGGAGGACCUCUCCUCGCGGGUGCGGCCCCUGACCGUGGGCUAUGAGGAGACGCCGGAGCUGAACUUCAGCAACGAAAUCCAACAUCACGAAGGUCACCAUGAUGAGAAGUUUGAGGCCGAACAUAGGCAAGAUCACGACGAAGGAGAUCACAAAGUGCACGAUACAAGCUACUAUAUCAGUGCCGAGAAUAAGAAGCAUCAUGAGCAUCACCACGAAGGCGCCGAUCACGAGUCCCACUCCGGCGACCACGCGCAAGGUCACGGCGACCACGAGGGUCACCAUCAGGGUCAUGAGGGUCAUCAUGGAGAUCACGGAGAUCACCACGGAGAUCACAAAGAACACCACGGCGAUCAUCACGGUGACAACGGCGCCGGAAACGGUAUAGGUGGCGCCACCUUACGGUCGCCGCCAGAGGGCAGCCUGGGUCUGGAGGACACCCUUCUGGACGUGGACCAGAGCACCGACACGUUUGUGGAAAACAUCAACCGACUCGGGCUGUCGCUCUACCGCCGCCUGGCGCCCGACUACCCCAAACAGAACAUGGUGUUCUCGCCGCUGGGUGUGAGCAGCAGUCUGGCGCAGCUGUUCCUCGGGGCGCGCGGCGACACGGCCCACCAGCUGGACAGGCUGCUGCAGCUGGACACCAUGACCAGCUUCAACCCGCACGUGGGCUUCUUCAAGUUCCUCCGCUACAUGAACCAGGCCGGCGAGCACGCCCAGUCGGCCGUCUGUAACGCUCUGCUUACACAUACGGAGCAGGGUGACAUGUUCAGCGGCUACGAAUUCCUGCUGUCUCGCUUCUACCAGCCUGUCAUCGACAAAAAUGCGGACCUGAAGUUGGCUCCGGGAACUGCCAUCCAGAAAAGCAUCAAUAGCUGCGUCAGCAGAUCGACCGGCGGCCUGGUCAGCGACUUCAUCCGGCGUCCCGAGAGCCUGCCGCCCGUGGAGCCCUCUCUGGUCACCGCCUCCGGCACCUUCUUCAACGCGACGCUGGCGCCCUCUCUGGACGUCCGGCUGGUGGACACGACUUUCCUGCGGUUCCCGUCGGCGCUGCGGCGUGUGCUGGCCACGGCCGGUGUGCGCGUGCGCGGCUCCCUGCCGGCCGGCUACAGCGCGGAGCUGGACUGCACGGUGGCCGCGCUGCCCUACUCGGACGGACAGCUGCAGCUGGUGCUGCUGCUGCCAGGCACCGCCGGACGAUUCAACGCCGACGGCCUCUCGCAGCUGGAGUCGCGCCUGUCGCCGGCCGCCUGGCACCGCCUGAUGCGCUCCGCCACCCCCCAGCAGCUGGAGGUCACCGUGCCCAUCAUCUCGCACCGGACCGAGGCCGAGCUGCGCCCGCUGCUCGGUCAGCUCGGGGUGCGCGCCGCGCUGACCGAGGGCAGCGCCGACUUCUCCGGCGUGAACGGACUGAGAGACCUGCGGCUGGGCGGCGUGCUGCAGGCGACAGAGUUUCACCUCGGGGACGGCAGUGUGCUGCACGCAGGACACGCCGGACAUGGAGACCAUGGCGGACACGGGGACCAUGGCGGGCACGGGGACCAUGGCGGACAUGGCGGACACGGGGACCAUGGCGGGCACGGGGACCAUGGUGGGCAUGGGGACCACGGAACACACGGGGACCAUGGCGGGCAUGGGGAGCAUGGCGGGCAUGGGGACCAUGGCGGGCAUGGGGACCAUGGAGCUCACGGAGACCACGGGGAGCACGGAACUCACGGGGGCCAUGGAGCCCACGGGGACCACGGAGAUCAUGGAGACUACGGAGACCACGGAGAUCACGGUGAUCACGCAGCGCACAACGAUCAUGCAAACCAUGCGGACCACGACGGACAAAGUCACGCGAACCGCCUGGACCACGGCGCACACGGCGCGGGCUCGGAGGACGACCUGGAGUUCCCCACGCUGCCGUCGCCGCUGUUCUCGGACCGCGCGGGACGCUCGCGGUGGGCCGUGGGCCCCGAGCGGCUGCCCUGGGAGCAGCACGGCGCCCGGCCCGCGCAGCAGCCCCUGCCGCCCGGUACCCCUCUCGUCAGGGUCAACUUCGAGCGGGCGUUCCUGUACGCACGACGGACUGCCGCCGAGGAGACGCUAGCCGGACUGCCGAACCCGGACGUCCAGGCUUUCACGGACGACUCGGCCACAGCCGGCACAGAACGAGGCGGAGCAGGGGCAGUCGUCUAUAGGAGCGGCAGGGAAGUGAAGAGGAUCCGAGCGCCAGCGGGGCGCUUCACGUCGAGCUACACAGCGGAGCUUCUCGCUCUACGAGAGACACUCAAAUACAUCGAGUCCAUCCUCACCGAUCAAGACCCUGCACUCAACAUCCAGCUGUGCACCGACUCCCUAUCAUCCCUCAUGCGUCUGAGGGAAGGCCCGGCCAACCAGACUGAACGGGUCGCUGACCAAAUCUGGCUAUCCCUCCGGCGACUAGGACGACGCCACCGCGUGGACCUUCAGUGGGUUCCCGGUCACGCGGGAGUCGCCGGCAACGAGAUCGCCGAUGCCGUGGCCAGGGAGGCCGCUGAGCUGCCGCAGGACGGGACACCCAUCACCUUCGCGGCGGCCAAGAGCCUGCUGAAGCGUCACGUGAGCAGAGAGUGGGUGGAGAGCACGCGCCACUCCCGACCGGCUCCCGCGACCCGCCCGCACCUAAGCCACGACUACCACGAUGUCGUCGGCCCGGGCAGGGUCAGGCUGGCAGACAGGCUCGGCCUGUCUAGGAGAGAGGGCACCGCUCUGGCGCGCCUCCGGACCGGCCACUCUCCUGCCCUGCAAGCUUACCGUCACUUCAUCGGGGCGGAGGAGGACGAUGGGUGCCCGACCUGCGGCGGCGGAGUCAGGGAGGACGCGGAACACUUCCUGACGUCGUGCCCCGCGACGGCCCGCGUCCGUCACGACGUUUUCGGGAGAGAGGACCCGACGCUGCGGGAGGUCUUCGCUGACCCAUGCCGGGUUAUCGAGUUCCUGCGGCGCCUGGGCCGACUAUAG
Amphibalanus amphitrite is the source of this 6732-nucleotide messenger RNA. RefSeq lists its product as uncharacterized. Lineage: Eukaryota; Metazoa; Arthropoda; Thecostraca; Balanomorpha; Balanidae. The transcript has 11 exons. Bases 1 to 6732 code for a protein of 2243 amino acids. Gene Ontology annotation, molecular function: RNA-DNA hybrid ribonuclease activity; serine-type endopeptidase inhibitor activity; nucleic acid binding. The record is from RefSeq and is a predicted model, not a curated record.